This is a messenger RNA of Trypanosoma conorhini, 1824 nucleotides long. RefSeq names its product zinc finger protein, predicted. Bases 1 to 1824 code for a protein of 607 amino acids. The transcript has a single exon. NCBI's taxonomy places the organism in Eukaryota, Euglenozoa, Kinetoplastea, Trypanosomatida, Trypanosomatidae. The record is from RefSeq and is a predicted model, not a curated record.
AUGAUCAGGAGUGAUGGCGAUGCUGCCCUGGAGGAGUACGGCCUUUUGCUGCAGGUUGUGCGGGACCACAUGCUGCGGCGUCAAGGGCCCGGCCAGCCACUUGUGCUCCAACUUCAGAGCGACGGGGCGGAGGGCGGCGAUCACGUCACGUUUUUGCUUGGACAGGUCGUGGCGGACCCACCCGACCCUGUGAGAAGACAGCCGCGGCCGGGGGACGGCUCCGGACCACCGGCUGCCUCCUUGCCAUUCUUGGCAGAGCUGGGUCCCUUGCUUCUUCAGGCGCUGGCGAUGCAAGUGAUAUUCGGCGAGCAGCGACGCCGCAUGGCGGCUCCUCUUGACCAGGAAGCAGUAGGAAGACUCCAGCGCAUGAAAAUAAACCGUGAUAUAGUGGCCCAGCUUGAGAUGGAGGGACAGGGAGUCUGUUCCAUCUGCCAGGAGGCCUUUUCCGCCGGCUGCGAGGUGUACCGCCUUCCGUGUGGACAUAUGUUUGACGUCUUGUGCCUGAAGCAGUGGCUUGAACGCACGCGAACGUGCCCCAACUGCCGCUUCAUCUUGCAGGAUGUGGAUCAGCAGUACAGGGAUGUGGUUGCACCGACAUGGUGGAGAAGCGCAGGCGAGAGUGCAGAGGAGCGGGAGGGGAAGAAGUGCCAGUGCGUUGCCACCGUACUGGGAGGGGAGGCGCCGGCCCAUAGCCGUUUACCGACUUCACUGGUCGUCGAAGUUGCGGACGCGGAGGUUCGCAGUCGUCACCCGCAGCUCCCGCAGCAGACCUUGCGGACGCAGCAGCAGCAGCCACAACAGCAGCGGCUUUUGGGAUUGUUGCCGCAACCAGUAGGAACGUUGAGGGCGCCUUCACCCGUCUCACUUAGUAGCAUGACGGAUAGAGAGGCAUCGUUGGAGGGAAAUGGCGGGUAUAGUUUUCUGUCUAUUUAUGGGGCUCCGGCGCAUCGUGGAGUUAACCUGGAACCAGUACCACCGCCGACUGUGCCGCAGCGAACAGGUGGGGCAUUCCGUGAAGAGCGUUUUGCGGAGGAGGCAGUAACGCCGCCGUCGCAUGCCCCGUCGCGUUUAAGCGAGUUGCGUAUCGCGGGAAAUGUCAACCGCGCCUCGCAACGGCGGGAUCGUCUUCCCGUGCACGAGGAGCAAUGGUCUACGCCCCUACACUGGUCUGAGCUAUCGUUGCCAUCCUCUGGCACAUUGGAGGGGGACGCGGCCGCCAGCCCCGCCAUUGCUAGUACUGUGGGGGAGGCGCCUUUUUCCCUCGCGCAGCAUGUCAUUAGUGACGGCGGUGGGGACGACGUUUCGACGUCCCUGCCGCGUGGCACCCCUCGCUCGGAGGAGAGUCAAACCUUCGGUGGUGACACAUUGAUACAAAAUGUACUCCUUCCUCCACAACCGACGGGGACGCCAGCAGUGGCGGGUAGUGCAAGGCAAGUGGUGCAGGCGUUGCGACGGCAGCGCGCGGAGGAGGUGCGCCGUGUGCGGCCAACCAACAGCAGCAGCAAUAGCGGCAACCGUACGGAGGUCCACAACGGCAUCUCUGAUAGGUGUCCGCCACGCCACAGACCGGCCUUUUCCAGGAGAUUCACCGCCCACCCAGGUCCAAAUCCGCCCCCGCCGCCCCUGCUGGCCCCGCCUCACCCCUCGCUGCCGUGGAUCCCAGUGGAGCGUCAACGUCGUGUCAGCAUGAAUAGCAGCAGCGGGGGCGGACACAACGGGCCACUGUUGACGGGGGACUCACAGUCCCAACAGAGUCGCGGUAGUCGCCGCAACUUGGCGCGAUAUGAAGCAGUUAUCCGUGGUCAGCAAGGCAGGAGAUGGUAA